GACAAUACAUACGGCUUUGACAAGCUACAUAUUUUAUAUAAUAUUAUUAACUUUAUAGCUCAUAUCUUUAUUAUAUUUGCUAAAAUUAGAAUGGAGAACAAAAAUAAAUAUAAAAUACCUGGUUCGAUGCAACUAACGAUUCCAAAAAGAACACCUUAUGAUAUUCAGCGGGUACAAGAUUAUUUGGUGUCGAAAAAUAUGACUAGAAUGGAAAAAGUAUAUCCCCAAUUUGAUGUCGUCAAAUCCGAAGAUCCAAAAGCGGAAUUAGCCAGACUGCAAAUAAAAUUGCUAGAUUCUGAGACACUGCUUGAUCAGAAAAGAAAAACUUUGGUAGAAGUCAGAAAAGAAUUGGACACGCAGUGGCAGGAGCUUGAUAAUAAAGAACAGGCUUUGAGGGAAAAUUUUCGUAAAUUUGAUCAGUUUAUUAAAGAAAAUAUGGACAAACGCGAACGAGCAGAAAAGAAAAUCAAAGACGACACCAAAUUGUGCGCGCAAAGGGCCAAAGAUAUUGAAAAGUCUAAUAGAGAUUAUGAGGCGUUGAAGGACGCCAAAUUCGAAAUGGACAAAAAAAUUAAAGAAUUUCGUUUAUAUGAAAAUUUUCUUGAUAAAGUAGUCAACACUUCACAAGAGUUUAUUGCUAUUCACGAUAUGAUCAAUCGUUAUAUGACUCUAUUGAGUGCUAAGCAAAGUUUAGCGAAGUUACAAGAAGAAAAUUUGGUAGCCUUAGAAAGAGCAAAAAGCGAUAUGAUGAAAUUGAUUGAAGAGAAGAACUUUAUAAUAAUGGGUCUUAACAAUCAGAUUGCCAAUCUUCAAACGCGAUUUGAAAACGCAAAAAUUAAGUCCAUUGAAUGUGAACAAUUAGUACUACAAAUCAAAAAUAAUGCAGUACAACAGCUUCACAACAUUGACGAAGUAAAAUCAUCCAUUUGGAACCUUUACACCCAUAUGGCACAUUCGAAAAUGCAUCCGGUCAAAAUACCAAAAGAAAAUGUGGAAGAACAGAUGAUGUACAUUAAAAGAACGCUUACGGAACUAGCGAGAGUAAAUCAAAUACUAAGAAAGAACGCCAAAACGCCAAAAAAAAUCCAAAUUAAAGACAAGAUAUAAAUAAAUAAUAGUUAAAAUGACUAAAUAA
This is a messenger RNA of Diabrotica balteata, 1135 nucleotides long. The record is from the annotation of a GenBank genome assembly. Lineage: Eukaryota; Metazoa; Arthropoda; Insecta; Coleoptera; Chrysomelidae.